Molecule: messenger RNA, 890 nt
Organism: Notechis scutatus (mainland tiger snake)
Lineage: Eukaryota; Metazoa; Chordata; Lepidosauria; Squamata; Elapidae
Gene: BDH2
Product: 3-hydroxybutyrate dehydrogenase 2
Biological process (GO): siderophore biosynthetic process
Cellular component (GO): cytoplasm
Molecular function (GO): 3-hydroxybutyrate dehydrogenase activity
Source: RefSeq, a predicted model, not a curated record
GCUUCAGUAAACACAAGCCCGCCUCCUGGUAAAAGUCCUUAUUGGAUUCCUGGGCUGUAAUCAACACCAAUUCAUAAGGCCCCAAAAUUGAUUGGAUCUGCUUCUAAAAUGGGGCGGCUUGAGGGGAAGGUGAUAUUACUCUCUGCUGCAGCCCAAGGAAUUGGCCAAGCGGUGGCUAAAGCUUUUGCAAAAGAAGGAGCUCAAGUUAUUGCUACAGAUAUUAAUGAGUCCAAACUUCGAGAACUGGAAAGUUAUCCAGGCAUUCAGAUCCGGGUGCUCGAUGUCACCAAGAAAGAACAAAUUGAAAAAUUGGCCAAGGAGGUGAAGAGAAUCGACGUUUUGUGCAAUAUUGCAGGUUUUGUUCAUCAUGGGACUAUUUUGGAUUGUGAGGAAGAAGACUGGGCCUACACAAUGGAAGUCAAUGUUCGUAGCAUGUAUCUCAUGAUCAAAACAUUCUUGCCUAAGAUGCUUGAGCAGAAAUCCGGUAACAUUAUCAACAUGUCUUCUGUGGUAUCCAGUAUCAAAGGGGUUCCCAACAGAUGUGUCUAUGGUACUUCAAAAGCAGCAGUUGUUGGCCUUACCAAGUCUGUAGCUGCUGACUUCAUUGAAAAAGGAAUCAGAUGCAACUGUGUUUGUCCUGGCACUGUUGACACUCCUUCUCUGAGAGAAAGAAUCCAAGCAAGACCUGAUCCAGAACAGGCACUAAAAGAUUUUCUCGCCAGACAGAAGAUGGGCAGAAUGGCUACCGCUGGGGAAAUUGCCCACCUCUUUGUAUAUCUGGCUUCUGAUGAAUCAGCCUACAUGACUGGCAAUGAAUGCAUCAUUGAUGGUGGAUGGAGCAUAUGACCAGCUUCUGCAGACAUUCUACCUGAAAAUUAGUGUCCUCAGUA